Messenger RNA from Nomia melanderi (Alkali bee), 1845 nucleotides. It is a transcript of the gene Kpc2, whose product is annotated as Kip1 ubiquitination-promoting complex subunit 2. Gene Ontology annotation, cellular component: ubiquitin ligase complex. The record is from RefSeq and is a predicted model, not a curated record. NCBI's taxonomy places the organism in Eukaryota, Metazoa, Arthropoda, Insecta, Hymenoptera, Halictidae. Gene Ontology annotation, molecular function: protein binding.
UGCAACGUCUAUAGGUAUAUACAUAUUUUAAGUCUGUAUGAAAUUAAACAUUAAGGAAGCCGCAAAAACACAAAAUUAUGGAAGCAAUAUUAUACCCUAAAAUGUUUCAUAUGCCACUAAACAUUGUGGCAUAAGAAAGAACUCUCCUUGGCUCACGAUUUUGUUUGCAAGUAAAGAGUGAAUAAUUGUUUUUUAUUUAUAAAUAUGAAAACAAACUAUCCGUUUGAAGUUUGACAAUUUUCAAACCAAUAUUCUAACAAUUAUGGCAGUUACCGUAUCGCCAAAGCAUUUUUCUAUUAAUAUUAUAAGCCUUGAAGGUAAUAUUGCAAACAUUACUGUAAAACCAGACUUUACCAUUGAGAAAACGAAAACAAUGGUAAUGAAACAUUUAUAUGGCAAUGACAAGACAAAAAUCCCUUCUAAAUUCCGAUUAAUACAUUCAUCUAAAUUUAAACAACUUAUAGAUAGUAAUAGUAUAAAUGAUGAGCAAAUAAAUGAACAUGAUACAUUAAUGUUAGUAGAAGUUCGUCCAGUACCUGGAAAAGAAAAUUUAUCAGAUAAAGCUUUGAAAGGUCCAAACCAGGCAGCAAUAUUACAAGCAACUAGUGAUUUACCUAUAAUUAAUCCACCUCGUUUCAUUUCACCGAUUGAAUGUCUUGCAGAUGUAAAUUUUCAGAAUGAAAUACGACAAAUUUUAAUAUCACUUGUAAAAGCAUCUGCAAAAUCUUUAAUGUAUAGUUCAGAAUCACAGGAGAUUUAUAAUGUUUUGAAGGAUAAGUUACAAAUCAAAUGUAAUCAAAUUAAUGAUGAAAAUUCUAUAAAAGAACUAAUGGGAAAGGGUUAUUCUCGUAAAAGAAUUUUAAAAGCUCUUCGUUUAACAAAAUCAGAUCUGACAAGAGCAGUAGAUUGGUUAAUAGAACAUCAAGAUGAUCCAGAAGAUGAUGAUGAUGGUGAUGCUGAUGGUGAUGGUGAUGAUGAUGAUGAUGAGUUGUUAGCUAUUGAAAGAGACAAUGAUAAACAUGUUACAGGUCCCAGUUCAUCUACUGGUUCAAAAAACAAGUCUUUCAAAGAAACAUGUACUGAAUUAUUUACAGGAGGUUCACCAAAGGAGGGAAACUUACUUAGCAUCCUAGAUCUUUUGUUGCAAAGUUAUUAUCGUGAUAAGAAAAUAAACUUCAAACCUAACUCUAAAGCAAAACAGUUACUUUUGGAAAUGGGAUUUGACGAGAAAAGUAUUGUUGAUGCACUGAAGAUUACUGGGAAUAAUCUAGCUAAUGCUUGUGAAUGGUUGCUUGGAGAUAGGGGACAUAGUUUACAAGAUUUAGAUGAAGGCCUUGAUCCAGAGAGUCCAAUUUAUAAUGCAAUUAUGAAUAAUCCACACAUUCAACUUAAUCUUACAAAGUCUAAAAUGUUCUUAGUGUAUUUAUCUAUAAUAGAAUUUCCAACAACAAUAAAUAUGUGGAUUCAUGUUCCACAUGUUCUUGAUCAAAUACUUCAAAUUUAUCAGGAUAAAAAACAUUCCAAUCAUGUAAAUCAAUAUGCAGGCAGACAGAAAAAUCAAGAUUAAAGACAAAAAUUUGUAUGCAAUGAAGUUACAAGCUAUGUGACCACUAAAAACAAAUCACAUACCCAAUAUUACUACAAAUCUAAAUUUAUUAUAUGUACAUUCAUUUAAAUAAUUGCAUUUAAUAUAUAUCUAAAUACACAUAAUAUUUGCAACUUAGAGUGAAGUACAUAAUAUACGAUACACCAUAAAAUAUAUAAAUAACUAAUAAUGAUUUUCAAUUACUACUGGUUACUUAUAUAUCUUUAUAUUAAUGUCAUAGAACAAAUUAUAAUUAAUUA